GAGGCCCACCCGAUGCAGCCCCGUCUCUUCUGUCGGAAACCGGGAAUUGCUGUGCCCCCACGGGGGGCUGAUGUUCACCGUUGCAUCCAUGACCAAGGAUGACUCUAAACUUAUAGCUCUGAUAUGGCCCGACGAAUGGGAAAAGAUCGGAAAGCUUUUCGUGGUGGAUCACGCCAUCCGAGUGAUCAGGAGGGAAGCCCCCCAGGAGAGCGCAGAGCGCCUGCUCUACAUGACCGAACCUGAGCUGUGCCUGGACUGCCGAGAAGGACUGUUGUACCAGCAACAGAGAGACCUGCGUGAAUACACCCAGGCUACCAUCUACGUGCGGAAAGUGGUGGAUGAUAAAAAGGUCAUGAAGGAAGCUGCUCCGGAGCUGAAUGUCAGCAGUUCGGAGGCCGAAGAAGAGCGGGAGGAAGCCAGGGCAGAAGGGGAACACGAUCCGGACUUCAACCAGGCGAACAGCAAUGCCAAGCGGCAGAAAGUCUCGCACCCCAACUCCGUGGUCUGUCAGAAGCAGGGCAUCCGGCGCAGCACCCGGCACAGGAGGAUACGGGGGGAAAAAGCCCUCCUCGUCUCCGCCAACCAGACGCUGAAGGACCUGAAGAUCCAGAUCAUGCACGCUUUCUCUGUGGCUCCCUUCGACCAGAACCUCUCGAUCGACGGGACCGUGCUGUCCGACGAUGUGGCCACGCUGGGCAGCCUGGGGGUCACUCCCGAGUCUGUGGUUCUGUUGAAGGCCGAUGAGCCAAUUGUGGAUUAUGCGGCGAUAGAUGACGUUAUGCAAGUCUGCAUUCCGGAGGAAGGCUUUAAAGGGACCGGUCUCCUUGGACACUAACGUUCGCUCUUCGGCCAGCCAGCCACUCCUGAAACCGCCCGAAUGGGAAAGGAUUUUGGGCCCUCGGGGGGGAAAGCAACCUGCAGCCUCUCAGAGGGACAACCCCCCCUUCAGUCCGGCCACCCCCACGGCCUCAUCUUGGUGCAGAUUUGGGGAGAGAGAGGACUCCCGAGAGGGGAGCCCCUACUUUGAAGUCCCCCUUGAAACAGAUUCUUGAAACAGAUUUUAAAAGCGGUUGAAGAAGCCAAUGACGGAUGGCCUCCUCAGGACGGGAGAGCGGGGAAGCACGUCGGCCCCCAGAGCUCCUCAAGCAGACAGCGGCCAACCCUCUUUCCGGGGACCCCUUCGUGAGCACCACUUCUCCCUUUGGGGGCCGCUGUUCCUGGACCGAGGCAUUCUCCCCCAAAUCGGGGCCUUCUCUCCAGGACAACUUGUGACGUCUGACCAGAGAGGGGCCGAU
Messenger RNA from Thamnophis sirtalis, 1295 nucleotides. The record is from RefSeq and is a predicted model, not a curated record. Lineage: Eukaryota; Metazoa; Chordata; Lepidosauria; Squamata; Natricidae.